Messenger RNA from Vicia villosa (hairy vetch), 591 nucleotides. RefSeq lists its product as uncharacterized. The record is from RefSeq and is a predicted model, not a curated record. The transcript is spliced from 2 exons. The coding region runs from base 1 to 591 and encodes 196 amino acids. Lineage: Eukaryota; Viridiplantae; Streptophyta; Magnoliopsida; Fabales; Fabaceae.
AUGGCUGGUAGAAACAAUGCCGCGAUUGCUGCUGCUUUGGAGGCUAUGGCUCAGGUUUUGGUAAAUCAACUAAAUGUCAAUGAGAAUGAUGGGUCUCGUAGUUUGGCCACCUUCCAAAGGGAGAAUCCGCCGGUCUUCAAAGGAAAGCAUGACCCGGAUGGCGCAUUGGAAUGGUUGAAGGAGAUUGAGAGGAUCUUAGACUCGCUAGAGACUCGCCAGAGAUUGGAGGUGGCAGGUGAAGAGAUCACUUGGGUUGUGUUCCGUAGGGAAUUUCUGAGAAAGUAUUAUCCUGAAGAUGUUCAGGGUAAGAAAGAGAUUGAGUUUCUUGAGCUCAAACAGGGGAAUAUGUCAGUGACUGAAUAUGCUGCAAAGUUCACUGAGUUGGCUAAGUUCUACCCGUAUUAUGAUGGAGCAGGUGCUGAGUUUUUGAAGUGCAUCAAGUUUGAUAACGGAUUGCGCUCUGAGAUCAAGAAAGAUGUUGGGUAUCAAAAGAUUCAUAUCUUUCCUAAUUUGGUUGAUAGUUGUAGGAUCUUUGAAGAAGAUAACAAUGCUCAUUACAAGGUCAUUACUAAUAGGAGAGGCAACAUUUAG